CCAGAGAAGAUCGGUCGCUCGGUCGCUAUGAUGGCUCCUCCCUGGUACGUCAUGCGCUUGCGCGCUUAUUCCGGCCUCUAACCUAGGUUGCCGAAAGGCUGGAAGAAACAGAACGAGAAAGACGGAGAAAAGGGUGACCGCGCAUGCGCCUCUUUCUGUUUCCUAUUUUCCCGACCUUGCAAGUAAGACGACGGCGGGUUGGAGUGCAGAGCGGGGUCUGAAUGAUGCCGGGAGCGAGGUGAAGUUAGCACAGCCGUCGUGCGAGCGGCAGGAUACCUCUCCCCAUUCCUCAGGAGUAAUGGACAGGUAACAGGAUACUAUUCUGCUGUGGUGCCAGAGAGUAAGAAUGACAGAGUGCUUCCUGCCCCCCACAAGCAGCCCCAGCGAACACCGCAGGGUAGAGCAUGGUGGAAGCCUGGCCAGGACCCCAAGCUCUGAAGAAAUCAGCCCAACCAAAUUCCCUGGCUUAUAUCGCACGAGUGAGCCUUCGCCCCCCCAUGACAGCCUCCACGAGCCUCCUGAUAUUGUGUCUGAUGAUGAGAAAGAACAUGGGAAGAAGAAAGGGAAAUUUAAGAAAAAGGAGAAGAGAACGGAAGGUUAUGCAGCUUUUCAGGAAGAUAGCUCAGGGGAUGAAGCUGAAAGUCCUUCUAAGCUAAAACGCUCUAAAGGGAUUCAUGUUUUUAAGAAGCCAAGUUUCUCCAAAAAGAAGGAAAAAGACUUUAAGAUAAAAGAAAAACCCAAAGAUGAAAAGCAUAAAGAUGACAAGCACAAGGAAGAGAAGCAUAAAGAGAAGAAAUCAAAAGACUUGACAGCAGCAGAUGUUGUUAAACAAUGGAAAGAGAAGAAGAAAAAGAAAAAAACAGUUCAGGAGGUAGAAAUGCCACCAGUGGAUAUUCCCAGGUACCGGCCUGUGUUUGGAGUCCCUUUGAAUGAUGCAGCAGAAAGGACCAUGUUGUAUGAUGGCAUCCGUCUACCAGCAGUGUUCCGGGAAUGUAUAGAUUAUGUAGAAAAAUACGGCAUGAAAUGCGAAGGCAUCUACAGAGUGUCAGGAAUUAAAUCAAAGGUGGAUGAGUUAAAAGCAGCAUAUGACCGAGAAGAGUCUCCUAACCUAGAGGACUAUGAGCCCAACACAGUAGCUAGCUUGUUGAAACAAUACCUGCGUGAACUUCCUGAAAACCUGCUUACCAAAGAGCUGAUGCCUUGCUUUGAAGAUGCUUGUGGGAAGAGCUUGGAGUCCGAGAAAAGGCAGGAAUGCCAGCGCCUCCUGAAAGAGCUACCAGAAUGUAACUUUCUCUUGAUUUCUUGGCUGAUUGUGCAUAUGGACCAUGUCAUUGCAAAGGAGCUAGAAACAAAAAUGAAUAUCCAAAACAUUUCUAUUGUGCUCAGUCCAACUGUCCAGAUCAGCAACCGUGUCCUUUAUGUGUUUUUCACUCACGUACAAGAAUUCUUUGGAAAUGUGGUCCUCAAGCCAGUAACAAAGCCUCUUCGUUGGUCUAACAUGGCAACCAUGCCAGCAUUGCCAGAAACACAGGACAGCAUUAAAGAAGAGAUCCGAAGACAGGAGUUUCUCUUGAAUUGUUUGCACCGAGAUCUUCAGGUAGGGAUUAAAGAUUUAUCCAAAGAAGAAAGGUUAUGGGAAGUGCAGAGGAUUUUGACAGCUCUGAAAAGGAAGCUAAGAGAAGCUAAAAGACAAGAAUGUGAAACAAAGAUUGCCCGAGAAAUUGCUAGUCUUUCAAAGGAGGAUGUUUCCAAAGAAGAAAUGAAUGAAAAUGAAGAAGUUAUAAAUAUUUUGCUGGCUCAGGAGAAUGAGAUUUUGACAGAACAGGAAGAACUGCUAACAAUGGAACAGUUUUUACGUCGACAAAUUGCAUCUGAAAAAGAGGAAAUUGAUCGUCUCCGAGCAGAAAUAGCAGAAAUUCAAAGUCGUCAGCAUGGUCGCAGUGAAACCGAAGAAUAUUCUUCUGAAAGUGAGAGUGAGAGUGAAGAUGAAGAAGAGUUACAGAUUAUCUUAGAAGAUUUGCAACGGCAGAAUGAAGAACUAGAGGUUAAGAAUAACCAUCUGAACCAAGCGAUUCACGAGGAGCGCGAGGCCAUCAUUGAACUGCGAGUACAGCUUCGCCUCUUGCAGAUGCAGCGAGCCAAAACGGAGCAGCAGGUGCAGGAAGAGGAAGAGCUUGAGAAACGAGGGGGCCCCUUGCAGCAGCAGCCGCCCCUGCCAAGAGACAGUGUCCCAGAGACAAAAGCUAUGAAAGAGCAGCCAAAGGCAAUCCAAGAGUCAGUAAAGCCAUCUCCAAGCAAGGACAGAAAAGAAACUCCAAUUUAAUUGGAUUUGGAUUCUUGCCUGUGCAAAGCCAGGACUGUGCAACUUACUGUAAAUCUAUGGCCUGUACAUUCUGUAAAUAUUUUUUUCUUUUACAUUCUGGGGAUAUUUUGUCCCCGUCCUAUAUGUGGCUUCUGCCUAUCAGGCUCAGGUUACUUGGAAAGAUAAAGCAGAGAGACAUAUCGCAGGAAGGGGGCAGCUCUCUAGUUACUCAGCCUUGUCAGACAUUAGCUUUGGCUGAUCUUUGAGAAUUGAGGGGAUGAUGGUACAUUUUAGAAUGAUUACAUACUCACUCUGAAGCAGACUUUCAAAUUCUCUCAUGCAUUAUCUGUCCAAGGGCUACUUCAUACGAGAUAUUUCAUUGCACGGAUGUAGGAAAAAGUACAUACUCUGCUGGGCAUAUACCAAUAUGUCUGGUAAUUCUUGACCACCAGAAAUUUCAGGUAGAGAAGGUUGCAAUAGAGGGACAUAUUCUCUCCCCCCCCCCCCCCAAAAAAAAAAAUUCUCUCCCAUUUGGUUAUCUUUCUGGCCACAUGUGCAGAUGACCAUGUUUCUCUGACCAGCACUGAAACCAACAGGUUAGCAGAAGAGGGAGAACACUGCACGACCCCUCUCUGUGCCAUUUAGGGGUAGUCUGGUUUAAAAGAAAGUUUGGUAAGCAUUUCCACUCUGGUCUUGAAAAGGAACUUGCUCUUAGCAUAGAAAUGGCUUUUAUGAAGUUAUUUACGGCUGAUACAUCUCAUCAGUGCAGUUGUCGGUUAAGUGUUUGUAGAGAAGCCACACUUAGCACAGAAAAAUAGAUGUUUGCAAGUAUGUUCCACAAUGGUCGGUACUUUUCUGUGUGGGGGUACAGUAACUGUAUAAAAAGUGGCCGUUGGUUAAGAAUGGGGAGAUCUAAUCCAUGUCCCAUUCAUUUAUUUGCUUUGUAAUUUUUUUGCUCUCAUUCCUCAUAAUUGUUUUUAUUCACUCUUACUUGUGCCUUUCAGUAACAAAGGAGCUUUACAAAAUAGAUGUGCCCAAAACAGUGGAAGAUCAUCAAAACUUUAGUAUUAUGUAACAUGUUUUCAUCUGACUUUUUAAAAGCUUUAAGAAAGUACAUGUAAAAUUAAGCUGAAAAGAUUGAUAAGCACAUAUCCACAAAUCCACUAUGAAUUCUUGAACCCCAUCAAUGCAGUAAUAUGUAAAAUUGAUUCCUAGAAUUGCCAAUUAAUUAGGAAUAAGAAGGGAAGCAUUUUGUAGGUUUUAUAGCAAACUUCAUAAUGCUGACCUUUUUUUCUUUCUUUUGAUAAAGAAA
This is a messenger RNA of Notechis scutatus (mainland tiger snake), 3614 nucleotides long. RefSeq names its product ralA binding protein 1 (gene RALBP1). NCBI's taxonomy places the organism in Eukaryota, Metazoa, Chordata, Lepidosauria, Squamata, Elapidae. The record is from RefSeq and is a predicted model, not a curated record. Gene Ontology annotation, biological process: positive regulation of GTPase activity; endocytosis; small GTPase-mediated signal transduction. Gene Ontology annotation, molecular function: small GTPase binding; GTPase activator activity. Gene Ontology annotation, cellular component: membrane.